AUGACCAACCAGAUGAUCAUCAACUGCAAGGCCUAUUUAUUGGGCGAUGAGCAUCCGGACAAGCUGUGGGAGACGAAGCCUGUAGUAUUGAUAAAGAAGCUCCGGGCUUGUCUCAAUCUCAACGAGGUAUACCAAGAACAGUACCAUUUCAAUAGGAAGAAGCUCCUAGCGCUACCGAAGGGAAAGCAGUUUGACUUCUCGGAGACUCAGAUUUUCGGGAGGUUUGACCUGUUCUGCCGCCGCGUGCUCAAGCUAGUGGAUAUGUUCUCGACCGUCCAUCAAUUCGAGUCACUGGCCGCGUGUCGGUUUGACGGUAUGGAACAACUAGUGGUCAGCUCCCGCACCAUUAUGGAGGAGUUCCGGAACAAACGACAUGACCUUCUAGAUUUCCACAACAACCGGUUCGAUCGCGAUUAUGUCGAAUUCAACGUCCGGAUUGCCGACCUAGAGAGCGCACUACAGCAGUUCAUCAAUCAGAGCUUCGAGAGCAUCACUUCUAUCGAGUCCAGUCUAAACUUGCUGAAGAGCUACCAAUCGAUUUUGCAGCGUGAGAGCCUCAAGGCCGAUCUCGAGAGCAAGUACACUGUCAUCUUUCACAAUUACGGUGUAGAACUGACACAGAUUCAAGAUUCUUAUGAGAAACUGAAAGCGUCACCGCCGUUAGUGAGAAAUUUGCCUCCGGUCGCGGGUAACAUUACAUGGAGUCGUCAUCUGCUCCGGCGAAUCGAAGGGCCGAUGAAACGCUUUCAGAAGAAUCCGACUAUUCUCCAAAGCAAGGAUGCUCGCAAAAUCAUCAGAAUGUACAACAAGAUGGCGAAGACUUUGGUCGAGUUCGAGACGUUGUGGUAUGAGGCAUGGCUCAACUCAAUCGAGGUUGCCAAGAGCGGGCUCCAUGCUACACUGAUGUCCGACAUCCUGAUGACGCAAAUUCUAU
Perkinsus marinus ATCC 50983 is the source of this 934-nucleotide messenger RNA. RefSeq lists its product as hypothetical. Lineage: Eukaryota; Perkinsozoa; Perkinsida; Perkinsidae. The transcript has a single exon. Gene Ontology annotation, biological process: microtubule-based movement. The record is from RefSeq and is a predicted model, not a curated record. Gene Ontology annotation, molecular function: dynein intermediate chain binding; minus-end-directed microtubule motor activity; dynein light intermediate chain binding. The annotation marks the transcript as partial. Gene Ontology annotation, cellular component: dynein complex.